UUAUUUUAUAUUGACAUGUGUAGGGUCGUUAAUAGCUUUAAUACUGUUAAUAUCGCGCCAAUAGGGUUAUUUCAGGAUCAAAUUAGUGAUCCGCUCGAUCUGAAAUCAGCAAACGGCUCCCCGGAAAAUCGAGUCGACUCAAGGGGUUUGUUCAAAAGAGUCGGUUUAAGGAAUCGACUCUUUGCCCGAAGGGCCCAGUAUAGUGUGUGUGUAUACAGAGGUUUCAGGCUCUCUCACUUUGAUGUCUGUGGAUGGGAGGAUGGAGGCGGAGCCUCUGAAGGGGCAGCAGGAGGAAGUGGAUGUGUCGGGGGUGUGUAGUGGGCGGAGCUGUAAACAGCAGGUGUGUGAGGAGAAGUUAUCAGGGUGGCGCACUGCAGCCUUCCUCAUCUCCAUCUUCAUCUCCCUCACUGUGGUGUUCGCCUUCUCCUUCAUCCUGCCCUGCCCUGUCAGACCACAGUACCUGCCCACCUGGAACAUCACACAGCCUGCUGAAGACACGUAUGACUUCCUGGGCACUGGUUAUGCAAAUGAUGACAAAGUGCUGGACAUAUUUAUCAUUUAUAAGAGUUCAGAGGGUCACAUGAACCACACUGGGGAAGACUUGUCCUCCUCGUAUCUCUUCCUACUCUCAGUUGAUGGCACUAAUGGACGGGCUCUAUGGGAACGCCCUCUCUCUCCUGAAUUUGAUUGGGCAGAAUGUGGAGUGGGCGGAGACAAAGAUCAAGGAGGAAACCUCUGUGUGGUGUCUCACGAUAACAAACUCACUACUAUUGACUUACACACAGGUAAAAUCCUGUGGAAUGGUUCUCUCUCUCCGGAUGUUAAAGUUCACCCCCCAGUCAUCAGUCUGCUGGAUCUGAACCAAGACAAGAACAACGACAUUGGCGUCCUGAGUUACUCACACAAUACACAGUCACAGGUGAAGUUGGUGAUCCUCUCAGGGAGAUCAGGUGAGAAGAUCGGCUCUAAGAGUCUGAAUGUGCCUCAAGAGCAGAUAAGAUCUCACCUACAGUUCAGCAUGGCGAAUGAAGAACAGUAUCUCCUGCUCCACACAGACAGUGGACUGUAUGCGUUGAGUUUGAAGAACAUUACAGUGGAAACUCACUCUGGUCUCGAUUCUAAUCUGAAGAGAGAGAAGAGGAGCUGGGAGCAAAGAGCUAACCAUGAGACAACCAUGAUAUACAAUUCUACAGAGUCUCUGCAGGCUGUGGUGAAGGUGAGCGGUGGAUACUCAGGUUCAUCUCCCUCACUGCUCCUCCUCACAAACUCCACUGUAAUGCUUUUCAACACAAAAACACUUACCUGGAGCACCAACACGAGCAAGCUGAUCAGUCUGCCAUCAUUUGGACACUUCAACAAAGAUGGAGUUCCUGAUGUUGUGCUUGAGGAGGACCAGGGAAACUUCACUAAGAGAGUGGUGAUUGUAGAUGGCCAGACGGGCAGUGUGAUGUGGAAGAUCUUCUUCCCGUUCCACUUCAAAACCACUCAUCCAGCUUCUGUCCUCACACUCAACUACUACUCAGUGUUUAUGCUGUGGGGAGAAACAUCCACCAAUGAUACGACCGUAGGAGAACGUUCUUCGUAUCUGCUCCACCCACUCCAUUCUGAUGUCUUGCUGGAGAAGAGAAACCAUGUCCAACACAUCAUCGCUUUUAAAGCACUCCUGUUGGAGCGAGGCCGUCAUGCCUGUUACCUCGUCCUGAGCCGAGAGGACGGAGUGAUGGUUCUCACAAAGCGGAAGAUCAAAGGGGACGUAUCUAAAAGCGCUGUCUUGGAAGUGGGCGGAGACGGGUGGCUGGAGGGCGGAGCCUCGUGGCAAACGGAGACUGUGAAAGAAUCGUUUCUCAGGCUGAGGUUCAGCGAUCAGUCUUCAUGAUGAUUAGAUCUGCUGUGUGUACUACUGAUCUGAGAGGUGUGUGUGUGUGUGAGUGUGUGUGUGUGUGUGUGUGUGUGUGUGUGUGGUUUAUUAUUAUAGCUGCAGAAUGUAAACACUGUGCCUUACAGCUCGCUCAUUCCCCGUGUUAUAGUUCUGUAAAAGGAAAAGCGGAAAUUAUCACUCAAUCAGUGUGUGAAAGAAAAGACACAAAACUGUGAUUUAAAAUCAAAAAAGAUUUUUGAUAAAUUAAGAAAUAGAUAAACAUAUAAUACAGUAAAUGAUUAAGAACGCCUUCCUGCUCUGAAUGUGCUACUGGAGGGAGAUAUGGUGUGUGUGUGUGUGUGUGUGUGUGUGUGUGUGUGUGUGUGUGUGUGUGUGUGAACCUGGACAUGAGGUGUGGCUCUGCUGCUGAAUUUCUUCAAAUGCUGGAAACUAAAUAGUGUUAAUGUGUAAUAAAAACUGACAUCAAACAA
Molecule: messenger RNA, 2349 nt
Organism: Silurus meridionalis
Lineage: Eukaryota; Metazoa; Chordata; Actinopteri; Siluriformes; Siluridae
Gene: fam234a
Product: family with sequence similarity 234 member A
Exons: 13
Coding region: 242-1876 (544 amino acids)
Molecular function (GO): protein binding
Source: RefSeq, a predicted model, not a curated record